Messenger RNA from Penicillium diatomitis, 1935 nucleotides. It is a transcript of the gene arg2, whose product is annotated as acetyl-CoA:L-glutamate N-acetyltransferase. The transcript has 2 exons. The record is from RefSeq and is a predicted model, not a curated record. Lineage: Eukaryota; Fungi; Ascomycota; Eurotiomycetes; Eurotiales; Aspergillaceae. Gene Ontology annotation, cellular component: mitochondrial matrix. Gene Ontology annotation, molecular function: L-glutamate N-acetyltransferase activity, acting on acetyl-CoA as donor; arginine binding. Gene Ontology annotation, biological process: L-arginine biosynthetic process. The coding region runs from base 1 to 1935 and encodes 644 amino acids.
AUGCAUCCAACCGGCCUCGUACCAGGUCGCCGCGUCGUCGAGUACUACUCAGCCUCCACCAAACGAGAAGCAAAAUCCUACCUGUCGCGACUAAAGGCCACUGCUGCAACCGAAGAUGCGACCUGGAAUCACAAGGCGGCGGCGACGAUCUCCAACAAACCUGGGGAUGACACAAGCUUGGAUGCUUCAUCACCGUGCGGCGUCAAUCUGGGAUCUUUCUACCAUGCCCCCAGAGCAGUACACGACACUCCAGUCUUCCGUCAGGAGAAGAUCCCGGUGUCACGAGAGCAGAUCACGUCGGGGCAAAUAAACUUAGCCUUGAUCAAGCUGUGUACGCCACAAGAGCUCGACACUGAAACGAUUGACGGUGUAGCCAAGACCCUCUCGCAACUGGUGCGCCUUGGAAUGGCUUGCUGCGUCGUGGUGGAUCCAGGCUGGACAGGUGAAAAUAGUGCCGCGAUGAGAUCGAUGGCAAGCGAGCAAGCCACUCGGCUUGCAAAUGCAGUUGACGCACAGCCGGAUUCAAAAUCAUUCUGUCUUGAUUCCAUCCUGACCAUUUCGGGGCAAGAGCCGGGCCUCAUGACGGUCACAUCUCGACAAAGACUCUUACGGCCGCUGCGAGACGGGCAUGUGGUUGUGGUGGCACCAAUCGCCUAUAGUGACGAGAACCCCAGGGCCAUUCCAGUCUCUGCGGAUGAAGCUGUGUUGACUCUGACCAAGGAGUUUGCAGGCCUUGCUUUGGAUUCUCACCACCCAGAUGAUGACCCAGCUGCAACCGCAGAGAAGGUGCAGGCGCUGCAGCGAGAGGUCUCCGUAGACCGAGUCAUCUUGCUGCAUCCAUCCGGGGGUAUUCCGGCUUUUCGUGGCCCACAAGAAUCCCAUGUCUUCAUCAACAUGGAGCAAGAAUUUGAAGACAUUGAGAGAGAGCUGAUCGCGGCACAAGACAUGUUUGUCAAAAGCACACAAGCGUCACCGAUUCGCAAGAAUGAGUCUGCAUCUGAGAUCUCAACCUCGCCCCAUUCGCCCCAUCCUGCAAGCCACAUUCUUCAUGGCCACGUGGAGAAUCUUCGCCUAUCGCAACAAACUCUCGCACUGCUCCCAUCUGCUUCUUCUGGAAUCAUUACUUCUCCAUAUGAAGUCGCCAAAUCCGCUCGCCCACGGGAGCCAACUUCCAACCCGUCUGCAGUCGGCACGCGACGCCAGCGUAACCCUCUGAUCCACAAUCUCUUGACCGAUAAACCGCUUCUAUCUUCCUCUCUCCCCUUAGGUCGACGGAGGACACUCAGCCGUAGCGAUGCUAUCAGUGCCCCAUCUUCUCACUCGACGUUCGUCAAGCGAGGCAUGCCCUUGACAAUUCUCCCAAACCCCUACACGCAGAUGUGGACAGCUCACGGUCAACCUCGCCUCAAACUCGAUGACCCGUCCAUCGACCUACCCCGACUUGUCCACCUCAUUGAAGACUCAUUUGAUCGCAAACUGGACGUGCAGGACUAUCUUGCGCGGGUCAACAAUCGUCUCGCCGGGCUGAUCAUCGCCGGCGAGUACGAGGGUGGUGCCAUUCUCACGUGGGAAGCACCCACGGGAGUCAUUGAUGACGGCAGCGCCGCCAGUGCUGCCCGCAUGGUCCCGUAUCUGGAUAAAUUCGCCGUCCUCAAGCGCAGUCAGGGCGCAGGAGGGGUGGCUGACGUGGUCUUCAACGCCAUGGUGCGCACUUGCUUCCCCAACGGAGUCUGCUGGCGUAGUCGCAAAGACAACCCCGUGAACAAAUGGUACUUUGAGCGAUCGAUCGGGACGUGGAAACUGUCCGAUAGUAAUUGGACCAUGUUCUGGACCACGCCUGGAUUGGUGGACAAUCCUCAACGAUUCAGCGAUUAUGAGGAUGUAUGUAGGAACAUUCAACCCAGCUGGGCUGAUCAUAAGAGUGUCGUGGACUGA